Messenger RNA from Penaeus indicus, 1477 nucleotides. RefSeq lists its product as uncharacterized. Gene Ontology annotation, cellular component: membrane. Bases 89 to 1477 code for a protein of 462 amino acids. The record is from RefSeq and is a predicted model, not a curated record. Lineage: Eukaryota; Metazoa; Arthropoda; Malacostraca; Decapoda; Penaeidae. Gene Ontology annotation, molecular function: sulfotransferase activity. The transcript is spliced from 7 exons.
AGGUACCGAGACUCAUUUACACGUAGUCUCCUUUCGACUGUGAAGGUGCCUUGUUAACGACGGAAUUUACGGUUCUUAUGUCGUGCAGAUGAAGAUGGAAAAGUUGAGAUAUUUGUUCAUCCUUUUGACCGUGGGAGUUGCAAUCCUCUGCUUCUUCCCCCUGAUAUUAAGCUUUAUCGUAAGGGACAAGAUCGACUGCCUCCCCUUUGUUCGAGACAUGGUUCGACUCUCCCUGCCGAACCCCGAAGAGUCCGAUUUGCUCUCCCAGUCUAAGUCUCAGGACCCUGCCACGCUCCUUCAGUCCAGGCCUCAGGACCUUGCCAUGUUCUCCCAAAUUAAGCCUGAAGACCCUGCAGUACUUCCCCUCUCCGCGCCUCAGGACACUCCCAUGUCCUCCCAAUCCGCGCCUCAGGACCCUGAAAUGCUAUCCCAAUCCAGGCCUGAGGAGCCUGCAAUACUCCUCCAAUCCGCGCCUCAGGACCCUUCCACGCCCUUCCAAUCGCGGCCUCAGGACCCUGCCACGUUAUCGCAACCCAAGCCUGAGGAACUUGCAGUACUCCCCCCAUCCGCGCCUCAGGACCCAGCCAAGUACCCACAGUCUACGUCUCAGGACCUUGCAAUGCCCUCAGGAUCUCGGGCACCAUCUCUUAAUCGGACAGUGAGAUUUUCGGAACCGCAGAGCGAGUUUCUGGGACAGCCAAUACAAGGACACGAUAACAAUUUGCUCCUGAAGCCGGUACACCCCCAUGUCGUCAUCUACAACCGCGUACCGAAGUGUGCGUCAGCUACAAUGCUCCGUAUAUGCCUUGGCUUAUCAAAGAGCAACAAGUUCUCCUUCAACAACAUGAGGAAUCUGGGGAAACACAAGACCAAGGCUGACCAGGUGAAGCUUGCCAAGUGGAUUUUCGGACGUUCCUUCACCUCGAGACAUUUCUUCUUCGAGCACAUGUCUUACUUCAAUUUCAGCAGAGUGGGUUUCUGGGAACCGACUUGGAUCAACGUGGUGCGACAUCCGGUAAAGAGGUACAUCAGCCACUACUACUUCAAGGGACCCAAGCAGACCCUGGACGUCUGCAUAGGCACCGGCAAGUGUGACUUCAAGCACGGGAAGAACAGGAUUCCCGCGCAGAUCUCCUACUUCAUUGGAUACAACCCGAUUUCGAAGUUGAAGCUGAAUGCCCGGGCCUUACAAAUGGCCAAACAAGUGGUCGAGAGAGUAUUCGUGGUUAUAGGAAUCCAGGAAGAGUUGGAUAACACGCUUCUGGUCUUGCAACAUCUUCUCCCAAAUUUCUUCGGAGGCGCCACGGAAUUAGAGUAUAAAAACUGGAACAUCCAAGCUUCGAAACCACCGACUUCGAACAAAACACUAGCGGUUCUCCAGCGCUGGUUGAAGGUUGACAUCGAAUUCUACGAAUAUUUGAAACAACGAUUCCACAAACAGCUGGAAAGAAUUACGGAAGAACUAAGGAAUAAAUAA